CCGCCCUUAACAGCUGCAACGCAUUUAUACACAUGUGCAAACUUUGCCCAUGUAUGACACUCCCCGAAACCUGUGCGGCUCAACUCCAAAGAACUCCAGCGCCUUUCCAACUCCGUUUGAAGAGGCAAACUUCGUUCAGCCGUGGAUUUCUCUGAAUACACAAGGAUCCUUCUCGGUCCGAAAACUUUUCCCCCCUAAACUGGAACUCACUUAUAGAAAAUGUCUGCUUCGGUGCUGUCUUCCAUAUAUGAUUUCGACAGGGAAAAAGUCCCAAAUUCAAAUGCAAUCUAUCUCCACAAUAUGCUGGAAAAGAGGAAUGUCGGGGUCCCAUUUGCUGCUUCCAAUACAAACAGCAACAGGUCUUUUGGUUAUUUCAGGAGUAACUCAUCAAACCACAUGGACUUCAACAUGAGCAACAGGCUGCAGAUCGGUUUCGAGAGCUCAACACCUGCCUUCAUGAAUAAAGAAAACAAGUGCCGAGACCGUGCGUUCAGUGACACGGGGGAACGCAGUCAACAACUUCAGGAAAUCCUUCAACAAAAGCCCGGCUCUCAGAUCAACUCAACCCGCUACAAAACUGAACUUUGCCGGCCUUUUGAGGAAAACGGUUCGUGCAAGUACGGGGAAAAGUGUCAGUUCGCUCACGGCUAUCAUGAACUGAGAAACCUGUCCCGCCACCCGAAGUACAAGACGGAGCCAUGUCGCACAUUCCACACUAUUGGUUUCUGCCCAUACGGCCCUCGCUGCCACUUCAUUCACAAUGCAGAUGAGCGCAGGGCUGCUACGUGUAACGCUCACCUGAGGCUCAGCAGGGAGAUUGGUGUCCUGGAAGAGAAAGAGUCAUCAAACCCGUUCCUGAGACUGAGGGAAAGACCGAAGCUGCACCACAGCCUGAGCUUUUCCGGCUUCUCCAGCUCCUGCAGCAACGAGUCCACUUUGAUUGACAACCCAACAUCACACACGCCCCCGCCGCCCACCUGCACACUCACUACCAGUUCACCCUGUCUGAAUGCGUUCACGUUCCCCGAUCAGGAUCUUAAGGCUUUUCUUGCCCCCAUCAUCCCUCAGACCCAUAGUGCUUUUACCCAUCAGACCAGCGGUGGCUUGUACAGUAACAUCCAGACCAACGCUUGCCCCCCGUCGCCACCUUUCAAAAUGAGCCACUUUCCCUCCAUGUAUCCACUCUCAGAGUCUCCAGUGUUCGAUUCUCCACCAAGCCCGCCGGAUUCCCUCUCAGAUCCCGAAGGGUACCUGAGUGGCUCUUGCUGUUCCUCUGGCACAAUCAGCGGCUCGGAGUCGCCCAGUAUGGACGCAAAUAGACGUUUGCCAAUCUUCAGCAGGCUGUCGAUUUCGGACGAUUGACUUGCUAUUAUUGUUAUAGCCUUUUAUCCAAGUAGUGCCAACAUGAGUUUCAGGUCAAAUAUCAGUCUCAGCCGUUGGUUAUCUCUAAGUGUUUGUCUCAUGAUUGAGAUCUGAUUAUAUUAUAUUUCUUCUUUCUCAUUUUUCCUUACCAAGAUGAUGGCUUCAACGGUCUAGAAAAAGGCCUACAUAGAAGUAACUCUUGGGAAAACAUUCCAUAAGUUUGGAAGUGGUGUAAGAGCACAAGAACUGGGACUCAUAAGUUGGUCAUGGAAUGUCACUGCAGAUUUUUUUUUGAAAGCUGUGUGGUGUCAUUGCAUUUUGCAUCAUGCUUUGAAAUCUAUUUAACUUAUUUAUUGUCAUGUGAAAGUAUUGCCUUCAAGGAUAAAUUGAGUGUAUGUGGUAUUUAUCAAAUCUAAAGCAAUACACUUAUAUUCCUGUUUAAAUUCUGAUCGCCAAUAUUAAUCUGGAAACCAUUGGGUUUGUCUCACAAUAAUAUAUUUUUGUUAACUCGUAUAUUUUACUGUAAAUGGGUAAAUAAUUUAAGAUUGUAUGCUAUUUAUUUCAAUUUUGUUUACUGUGUGUGUAUGUGUAUUAAAAACAUGGGAGCGUCUGAUGAGGUCACGAUGUGAUUUCUUGUGCAGGAGGGAGGGAAGCGUCAGAGGAUCUAUGGGCAUUUGUAGAAUGUAGCCUAUCUUAUGAGGUCUUUAUGGCCAUAAGGAACUAACUGAUUUCACACCUACGAGUAUGACUGUUUCUUUCUUUUUUUUUUUUCUUUUUUUUUUUUACCAACGAUAACGACAACCAAAUAAAGUGUCCAUUUGCACACAGUUGCGUGACGAUUGCAGUCUAGUGCCAGAGAAUGUAGCACUCUCCUAUCUAGAGGUUAAUAACUAGCUAAUAUGUGCCUGCUGGGGUUGAAGA
This is a messenger RNA of Sinocyclocheilus rhinocerous, 2283 nucleotides long. Its product is annotated as zinc finger protein 36, C3H1 type-like 2-A. The transcript is spliced from 2 exons. Gene Ontology annotation, molecular function: mRNA binding; metal ion binding. Bases 220 to 1362 code for a protein of 380 amino acids. The record is from RefSeq and is a predicted model, not a curated record. NCBI's taxonomy places the organism in Eukaryota, Metazoa, Chordata, Actinopteri, Cypriniformes, Cyprinidae.